Messenger RNA from Loa loa (African eye worm), 770 nucleotides. RefSeq lists its product as hypothetical. NCBI's taxonomy places the organism in Eukaryota, Metazoa, Nematoda, Chromadorea, Rhabditida, Onchocercidae. Gene Ontology annotation, biological process: transmembrane transport. Gene Ontology annotation, molecular function: transmembrane transporter activity. The record is from RefSeq and is a predicted model, not a curated record. The transcript is spliced from 5 exons. The coding region runs from base 54 to 770 and encodes 238 amino acids.
CGAAGGAAUUGUCAAAAAUUGAAUUCGGUAAAGAGGUGACAUAUGCGAAGAAGAUGCCAAAAGUACCAUAUGGUGCAAUCAUUCGUGAUAUUUCCAUUUGGGGUGUAUGGAUUGCAAGUAUUGGUGGUACCUUAGGUUUUCAAAUAUUUUUUCAAUAUGGACCAGUGUAUCUUAAUGAAGUGUUAAAUUUUACCGUAGAAAAAGCUGGUUUAGCUUCAGCAUUACCAAUGAUACUAUCAAUUAUUGUUAAAGUUCUUGCUGGUCCAUUAAGUGAUCAUGCUAUUUGUUGCGGUGAAAAAGCUCGAGUAAUGUUAUUUACUUUUAUUUCUCAAGGUUUUAUGAUAGCAUGCUUUAUAUUCUUGGCAUUAAUACCUGCGGAUCAGGCUAACUUAGGUCAAAUAGCAUACACAGCAGCGAUUGCAUCUAGCGGAUUAAAUUGCGUGGGUGUAAUUAAAAGUGCACAAUUGGUUGCUCGCCAACAUAUACAUUUCGUCCUAUCAAUCUUAUCAAUUAUCAGUUGUUCAGUAAUUCUAAUUAUUCCAUUGUUUGUAUUACUUAUUGCACCAGAUAAUACCGCUGAACAAUGGUCAAAAAUCUUCUAUGUGAUUGUUAUUUCAAUGAUUGUUUGCAAUAGUCUCUUCUUCUUUGUCGGUAAAGCAUCACCAGCACCAUGGACUAAAGUAAACAAUCAUCAAGUUUACACAAUUAAUCAGCCUCAAAUGAUCAAUCCUGUGAUAACGGAUGGACAAAUUGUAAAUUGUCAAUUAUAA